GCUCCUCUCGCCUCUUCUCGCUCUUUGGAACCUGACUGCGCCUCCCUCUGUUCACCUCCGCCAUUGGCUCGCACGCUCUCUCGACUAAAUUUCCACAAAGCGCUUGAUAAUUUCCCUCCCAGUUUCGAAUUCUCGCCCGAAUUCCAAUUCUCGAAGCUCGGAUUGGGUUGUUUUUUUGCUGCGAUCAGGGGAUAAUUGAAUAAAAAAUAGGUGGAUCUCUUGCUCUAUAUUGGUGCUCUGGUUUCGAGGGUUUCGGGCGCGGGUCUUACCACGCUAGCAGUAUUUGGCAAUGGAGUACGAUCCUUCUGAUAGCAGCGGUACUGAUGAUGAUCUACCACCAUCACAUCAAAAUAGGAGUGCAAGAGGAGGGCGUAUAACUGGGAAUGGAAGAGCUGCUGUUGGUGCUUUAACAUACACAAGGGCUCAGAAUGAUAUGGAGAGUGAAAUACAUAGACUUGAGCAAGAAGCAUACAGUUCCGUUCUUCGGGCAUUUAAGGCUCAAUCCGAUGCCAUUACUUGGGAGAAAGAAAGUAUGAUUACUGAACUGAGGAAAGAGUUGAGAGUAUCUGAUGAGGAACAUAGGGAGUUGUUAAGCAAAGUCAAUGCAGAUGACAUCAUCUGGAGAAUAAGGGAGUGGAGACAGGCAGGUGGGCUUCAGUCUAGUUUGCACAAUAAUGCUCAACCUGUUCAUGACCCAGCACCGAGUCCUACUGUUUCAGCUUCUCGCAAGAGGCAAAAAACAUCUCACUCAAUACCUUCCCAAUCUCUGGGUGCACCAUCCCCAGCUCUGCACCCACAACCAGUUGCUUCCCUUCAGCCAUCAUUAUCAGGUGCAAAGUGGGGGGUUAUGGCAGGAACCAAGGGCAAGAAGCCAAAACCAUACCCUUCUACAGGUCCAAGUGGACGGGGCCAGGUAACAAACAGGAAUUUUUCUGGUGCUCUUGCAACAACUGAACCUGCUGAAGCUGCAGCAUAUGAUCCACUAAUUGGGCGGAAGGUCAUGACAAGGUGGCCUGAUGAUAAUAACUUCUACAAGGCUGUUAUAACAGAUUAUAAUGCUCGUGAGGAUUUACAUGCUCUUGUUUAUGAUAUGAACACAAAGAAUGAAACAUGGGAGUGGGUCAACCUCAAAGAGAUUCCUCCUGAAGACAUCCGAUGGGAAGGUGAGGAUCCCGGCAUCUCAAGUCGAGCGGGUCAGGGUGGACCCAGCCUGAGGACUAAGAAGCCUACAGGCGGCAAUGGGGCCAUUCCAAGUGCAGGCAGGGGAAGAGGGUUGUCAAAGAAUUAUUCAAAGAAAGAUUUUGCUGCAGCACAAAAUGGCAUUGGGAAGAAGGCAUCUGAUAACAUAGAAAUACUCCACACAGAAAGUCUCCUGAAGGAGGUGGAGAGGGUUUUUGGUGCAAGUCAUCCAGAUCCUCUCGAAAUUGAGAAGGCAAAGAAAUUGCUGAAAGAGCACGAACAAUCCCUAAUCGAUUCCAUUGCAAGGCUUGCUGAUGCUUCCGACAGCGAAAGUGAAGAGGACGCGGACCGAUUCUCUCAUGGAAGAUUGAUGGACCGGGACCAGAGGCGGAAAACCAGGCAUCAUACCACAAAUCGGAAUGGAGCUGAUUACGAGGACGCAGGCGAGGAAGGUCCCUAUUGAUGAGUAUGACAUCUAACCUGUGCUUCCGUAGCCCAAGCCCUUGGUUGUACAAAAUGGCACGCUCGGCAGACCGCUGCAAUGGAUUUUUUUUAGGCGCUCCUAAGGAGGGCAUAAUUAUUCUCGCAAUUUCACGCCCCUUCCGGUAGAAAAUGCCGGGGGAAGCCAGGAUGAUGAAACUGUAAAAAAUUAUUCAUUGAAUAUUGAUGAAUAUUGAAUUGUUUGUGAUGCUGUAUAUUGUUUUGAAGUCGAAGAUUUUAUCAGGUAGCAUCACAUGAAUUCAGUCUGUGACGCCACAUUUUUUUGUUGAAAUAAAUGGGAAUGUGAACAAUCUUGAUACGAAA
Phoenix dactylifera (date palm) is the source of this 1983-nucleotide messenger RNA. Its product is annotated as protein EMSY-LIKE 3-like. Gene Ontology annotation, biological process: defense response to fungus. Gene Ontology annotation, cellular component: nucleus. The record is from RefSeq and is a predicted model, not a curated record. Lineage: Eukaryota; Viridiplantae; Streptophyta; Magnoliopsida; Arecales; Arecaceae.